Symbiodinium pilosum is the source of this 852-nucleotide messenger RNA. NCBI's taxonomy places the organism in Eukaryota, Dinophyceae, Suessiales, Symbiodiniaceae. The record is from the annotation of a GenBank genome assembly.
AUGUACUAUGUGGUUGCCAACAUCGUACUGCCUCUGACACAGCAUGCCAAGCUCUCCUACGCUGAGCUUGUGGGGCCCACUGAAGCGGGCUGGUUUGUCAGUCACUACUGGGGUACAGCAUUUCAACAUUUUGUGCGUUCGCUGCGCUUGCAUAGUGACAGCCGCUCGGCUGUAGACAUGCAGAGCUACUGGGUAUGCUCUUUUUCAAACAACCAGUGGUCCAUUGAAGAGGAGGUUUGCGGUGGAUGGGAAACAACGUCGUUCUACCUUGCACUCACAGGUGGCGUGAAAGGAACGGUCAUGGUUCUGGAUGAGCAGGCACUUCCCUUGACCCGUGCCUGGUGCCUCUUUGAACUGCUACAGACAUUCAUUCUGCAGAAGAACCACACUGACUUCCAGGGACUUGUCAUGACUACCAACUCUGGGGUGUUAAACGAGGGGUCUGCAAAUGCCGACACAGCGCUGGUAUUGGCAGGGCGCUUGUCCAACUUGCGCCUGGAGAAUGCGGAAGCAUCAGUGGAGAAGGACCGACAGAUGAUCUUUAACCUGGUAAGGGCUCAAGAGGGAGGCUUUGAUGGCAUCAACGCCCUGGUGAAGAGACACAUUCGACUAGCCUUGGAGAGUGUCCAGCACUACUUCGAGCAGAAGUGCAGGCGCCUUCUCUGUGUCUUGGACACCCAGGCUGGCGUUGAGUUGGCAGACAAGACCCUCAAAUCUAUGAGCCAGGCUAGCUUCACAAGAUCGUCCUCUGAGGCUCUUGCAUCCCCGCAUCCAGUACUUCUGGGACGACGGCAUGCUUUCUCUGAAGAUGUGUGCAGCCCUCGUGACAAUGCCGAACAUCUUGAUGUGUGA